Exophiala viscosa is the source of this 4135-nucleotide messenger RNA. Its product is annotated as nucleoporin Nup120/160-domain-containing protein. The coding region runs from base 157 to 3909 and encodes 1250 amino acids. The transcript has a single exon. Gene Ontology annotation, molecular function: structural constituent of nuclear pore. Gene Ontology annotation, cellular component: nuclear pore. The record is from RefSeq and is a predicted model, not a curated record. NCBI's taxonomy places the organism in Eukaryota, Fungi, Ascomycota, Eurotiomycetes, Chaetothyriales, Herpotrichiellaceae.
GCAACAUUUUGAUACUAGUCAGUAGUAACAUUUCAGACUGUGACAAACCGCAGGCGGCAUUUUGCACUGUAAUUGCAGCCAUGACCUCUUUUCGCAAUCACCGUUCGAGAUGACCAGUCCUUCUGACCGAAUGCGACCCAGACAUCGGACCCAGCCAUGCUCAACCUCUACACCGAGACCGCCUUUGAGGUGACGCCUGCCACACGAGCUGCCGUUGCCCAUCUUCAAGUCCCGAGGAAGAACGGCACUUACGACCGAUCAAAAUUCUCCUCGAGCCGCCAGAUCAACGCGAGAUCCUUUAGUAAAGACGAGCGGACCUUCUCCAAUAAGGUGCUGGCUUCUCAGAGCUCAAUCUACUUUCGCCAGUCCAAGUCUUACCCAAGAACAUUUCAUUGGAGUGUGGUAAACAAUGGAAGGACCUUGCAGAUACAAUGCGCCGAUUUUUCUCGAAGCGAAGCCGACUUGAAAGAAGCAUACUCUACCUUGCGGUUCGAUUUUCAAGAGCAGAUCAUACCCAGGGGAGUUACGUUUGCCGACCUCGACACAAGCGACGAAAUCCAUGUCUUUGUAUGUACGGACAAGAACGAGAUAUUCAAUCUGCGACUACCCACCUCCGCCUUCCGAGAUGCGCAGUCUCUACAAGCUGAGGAUAUCAAGCACUGGUGCAAACCUCUUGACAGCUCAUCGCUGGACAUCAACGCUGUUCAUCAUCUUUGGGCCAACACUCCUUUGGAGCUAUUCAUAUCAUUCACAAAUGGGAAGCUGCAGCGAUCAACAAGGCGUUCAAUAGAUGGAAGUUGGAAGCACGAUAUCUACGAUGAUAAAACAUGGGGUGCAUCAAUACGAGGCAUCGUCAGCCGCCGCGGUCUGCAGACGAUUGAUUAUGGUUCGACCUCGCUCGACUUAAGAACUGCUCAAUCCAUGGUAACUUCACCGGAUGGCAAGUUCCUAUUCACCGUUUGCUUGAACCAUAGCUUGCGGGUCUGGAAUCUGUUGGAUGGAAGGGUUGUCGCCUCAAAAGACUUGCUCGACACGGUCCGAGACCCCAAUGACCGGACACAUCUCAAUCCUGCGGAAGAUGCCUUCAUUCAGAUUUUCAAGCUACCACUCCAAAGAUUUCCUGUCUUGUUGACAUACACGCCUCAAGAUGGUGGACAGUUCAAGUUCUGGGAUUUGAAGGGUGGCUCGACUGACCCACUGGUUGUUGAAGACAAAUACCCAGGCCAGCGACUGAAUGCUCCAGACCCAGAUCCGUCAGGAAAUACCAUUUGGUCGAUGGUAGGCUUCAAACUUGAUCCUAGCAACGACUUCAAACCAGCUCAACUGUGGGUUCUCUGGCGGAAUCACAAUUACCAUCAGCUGUACCACUGCAGUUUCGAAUUUGCGAGUAUCAUAAGCUCUUGGAAGUCAAAUUGGGUCAAAUGUGCUCCGACAUCGUCGUCCAAGAACAUUGCCCCUGACUUGGUGAGAAGCGGGUCGGAUGACCCUUCAUCCAAAUGGCUCGAAUUCUUCUUCUACCCAGGACGCUACUCCGAAGCAGGCCUCGAGACCGCGCUGUCCGUGUUUGAGGAGGCAACAGCUGGCAAAUCGACUGCUGCCCAGAAAGCCAGUUCCCUUAGACAGCGCAUGUGUGCCAUUAUUGCCGCCAAUGUCUCUUUACGCAAAUAUGAGGACUCUGAUCUCGAUUUCGAACGUUUCCAUGUCGACACCGACGCUCAAUGGCGGAAUUUCUAUCGCAUAGCCGAGAACAUCAACGAAAGCCGGAACGCUCCAUUGGCCUUGGCUUACGACGCUUUCAGCGAAAUGGUGUGGGUUACAAUGACUGGAAAGUGUUGUGCUGUACGAGAAUGUAGCAAAAUCGAGCUGCUCCAACAAAACGAACUUGGCGAUAUUGAAGACCUUGAAGAUGUUGCUGCGCGGACAUGGCAGCAUCGUAAAGUCAGUGCUGAGGACGGGGAGUCAUUCGCCAACCUCGCAGUACUGAUUUCUGCAGCACGGAAUUUCAGAGAGUCUCUCAGUGCCGAUUUUGCGAAUGAUCUAGAGGUCGCUAUCGAGGAGGACAUGUCCAUUGGCGCCGAAUAUGUAACGCCCACCAGGAUAUUUGAGAUCUAUGAAAGCAUUGGAUUCACCGAGUCAGUUUCUAACGAGGUGUUCGAACGUCUUGAGUCGGAGCUUAUUCCCGUUGGUGGUCUCUCCUCUCUAAAUGACGAGCUUUUUCUGGGUGUGCUGGAAUUGCUGGCGGGCAAAACAAAGAGAGCAAAGAGCGCUCUGCGGGAUACGUUGUUUGCAAGCCUCCUGAUAUCGGCUGGAACGCGCGACCUCCUAACGGCACAGCGCCAAUUGCUCAUGGACUUACUUGCGCUGGCAAUCUUUGUCGAAGGUGAGCUGAAUCAAGAGGAGGUCAAGAUGACAUCCUUCAAUGCCUCAGAGCUGUACUAUCACAUUGGACCUCUGCUCAGACUGUGUGAUCGUAAUCUAUGGCUGGCAUCACAUUGGCGCCUCACACCUCUCGAAAUCCUGGGUGCUGAUGGACAACCGAAUGCAGCUCGACGGCCGUCCACGUCAUCCCCGGAAAGCGACAGAUUUGUCACGAUUUUCGAGGAUACCCUGAGCAAAGCAGUCAGACCCCAACCGGCUAUUGACAGGCCAUUAUUGUAUUUGAUCACAGAGCAGCUAACCGAAAUUGAUGAUUGGGCGUCUGGAAAAGAUACGAUCGACACCGAGGAUGGCGGGGUCUAUCUGCAAUGCGAUCUGCUCAAGCAGGAUGAGCUUCACCUCGCAACCGAUUUCCUCAAAUUUCAACCUUCCACACCAUGGUCAAGUUAUGUCAAGGGCCGCCUUGCUCUUGCGACAGGAGAGCAUGAGAUGGCGGUGGUUUACUUCAAAAAAGCUUCAUACGGCCUUGCAUGCGGUAAAGCGGUCGGCAACCUCGUCGCUCUCUCAGCUGGACUUCUCUCGAUGAUUGAAGCCGAGUCCUUCAACAAUGGCAUGCCAUCCUAUCUGCAUCAUGUCUCCACCCUUUUCGAAUCAGCCAGUGCCUACAACGGGGCCGCGCAGUUCGCACAUUUGACCCUCCAAGCGUUGCAAUCCGACCAGAAAGACCCUGCGCCCAAUUUCCGGAGCGAAGUCUUGUCUCGGCUGUUCAAUGCGGAAUUGAGACUGGCCAGGUUUGAUUGUGCGUAUGAUGCGUUGGUAGAGCUUCCCGACGUAGCUCUACAAAGAUCCUCGGUCACCUCUUUGAUCAGCACGAUACUGAAUCAGCAGUCAUCUACACUGGAUGCUCAAGGCGCAGUCAAGACACUGCAAUCUUUACCAUGGGGAAUGCAUCCACACCUUUUCCGGCUCAUGGAUCACCACCUCAUGUCAUUAGCACAGAAGCAGACUUCCGCUGGAGUUCCGUCCUCCGGCUGGUUGACGAGCGAUGACAACCUUGACUAUUUAGGCAUCAUCUAUGCGUUACGGGUGGCUCAAAAGAACUACCGUGGUGCGCUAACGUUGUUGUAUGAUCGCCUCAGACUUGUGCGCCGAUCAGGAAGAGCUCGACAUGACCCUCAGGCAACGUCUCUGCGCCAUGUCCUUCUGUCUCUCAUCAACAUGAUGGCUUGUGUCGCCCCAGAAGAGGCCUACGUUCUGGUCGACGCAGAAGUGGACGACAAGGCACGGCCAGGACAGAAAGCAGACGAAAGUCAGAUGAAUGGAGAUGUCAAACCACAGAAGAGACGACGUAUCAUCAUCACGUUGGAGGAUCUACGCAAGGAGUAUCAACAAAUUCUCGAUAGAUGCAGCAGAAUCGAACGUGGAGAUUUCGAUUUUGAGGUUGAUGGAGAGACUGAUGAUGACGACGAGGUAUUAGCGGACCGGUCGCGCUUGAAUAUGUCGCUGCAUAAUGGCAAUGCCAUGGACUUCUAGCAGGCUGAUAGUUGGUGGUGAAGAACUCACUGGACAGCAAUGAUGAGUGACAAGUCAUGUAAUCCUGCGUUCGUGCAUGAGAGAGUACUGGAUACAGCGCUGGAAUUCUCAGACCCAUCGAAAAAUAGCAUACUGCUGGGAAUGGAUUGUUGAGUACAGAAACUAUGAGCAAGACGUUUCAAAAUCGCUUUCCAUCACUCCAUCUGAAUUUUAUGUCCUUGAAUUA